Passer domesticus (house sparrow) is the source of this 1028-nucleotide messenger RNA. Its product is annotated as cytochrome c oxidase assembly protein COX16 homolog, mitochondrial. Bases 472 to 765 code for a protein of 97 amino acids. Gene Ontology annotation, biological process: mitochondrial respiratory chain complex IV assembly. Lineage: Eukaryota; Metazoa; Chordata; Aves; Passeriformes; Passeridae. Gene Ontology annotation, cellular component: mitochondrial inner membrane. The transcript is spliced from 7 exons. The record is from RefSeq and is a predicted model, not a curated record.
GAGAGGCUGCGGCGGCUGUGGAGGAGCCGCACGAUGACCUUCGGGGUGCCCCUGCUGCUCUGUGGUGCCAUUCUGCCACGGUGCCAUGUGGAGGUGAUGAAGAGGAACUGUGAAGUCUAGAGGAAAGCAACAUAAAAGGAACUCUUUCCUGAUCACAUAAAGUUUAACUUACAAGUCUUCAGCAUUCAUGGCUCUAUUAUAAAAGGACAGCUUCAGUUUCUGCUGCUUUAUAUUCCACAACCAACUCUACCUGAGCAAAAGGGAUGUGUCUGUCAAUGUCAUAUUGCUGCAGUGAUGCUUCUGUAAGAUCCUGAGAGAGCAAGGCUCCUUGGCUUCCUGCUGGUGCAUCCAGCAUCACACCUUCCUUAUGGGACACUCAACAUAAGCUUAUGGAGAAAAUGAAGGUGGUGUUCAGAAACUGCAGCUCAACCACCAGGACAGACUUGGAUUUCAAACAUCUGCAGCUGUAGAAUGAAGUUCCUUUGCUGUCUUACCAGCCCAAGCAAUCUCUAUCUCAUCGGAGGAUCUUUUGGACUCCGUGAAUUUGCUCAGAUAAGAUACGAUGUUCACAAACUACAUGGCAAGGUUGAUCCAGCUUUGAAAGAAAAAUUAAAACAGAAUCCUGUGACAUUGGAAUCUGAAUAUGAGAAGCUUGAAAAAUCUAACUUGGAUAACUGGGAGAACAUCAGAGGACCCAGUCUGUGGGAAGAUUCCAGGACGGUUCAGAAACAACGGCGGGAGGCUCUCCGUCUCAAGACUGAGUGACUAAGAAAGCCGCCUUUGGUGCCUCUGGAAAAAAAAAAAAAAGUCAAAAAAAGUCUCAGGCUGGACUGUCUUAAUUUUUAAUCCAGUGUCAGGAAGAGACAUGGGAGCAUUUGCACUGUACAAUUCAGCUGGUGUAUAUAUAAGUGACUGUGAGAUCAGACCAAAAGGCACUGUAUUAUAUGAAGCUCUUUGUUUGCAUCCAAUUGCAUCCAGGCUGUAUAUGUGAAUUUUCAAUUAAAAAAAGCUGAUUAUUCUACCGAGAA